AUAUCAAAGAGGAGAGAGAACGAGAGAAGACGCACAUUGACCGAAGUGAGAACGUAGAGAGAGAAAGUCUCAACAUACAUUCAGAGACGCCAUUAAAGUAACGCCAAAGAGGAGAGAGAAAAACCCUAGGCGCCCCCCGGCACUCCCUCCAAAUUCUGCCCCCCUUCCCGUUAGCCGCCUCUCACUCUCCUUUUUUUGGUCUUUUCCCUGCUUGUGGUGGCCACAUGUAGAGCGAGAAAGAGGGAAAGAGAGCGCAACUCCUCUGCAAAACCCACUCUCUCUUUCAUUCUCCAACCCCUCUUGCUUUCUCCUCAACUAUGGCGGCUACUGCAACUUUACCCCUCUCCAAGCCCUCCUUUCUCUUUAGAGAGAGAAAAUCCUCCACUCCACCUCAUUACCACCACCGCUUUUUCUCCUCCGCCUACUCCACCCCCAAAAAAUCCUCUCUAUCUCUAAAAGCCGUCCUCUCCGACUCCCCCAACGACCCUGCAACCCUGACCACCCACCAAAAAAACCUCCAUUCCCCUUUGCCCUCGAGCUUCAUCUCUCGCUUCGCUGACGAAGAGCCUCGAAAGGGAGCUGACAUUCUGGUUGAAGCUCUAGAGAGAGAAAAUGUUAAACAUGUUUUCGCCUAUCCCGGUGGUGCCUCUCUCGAGAUUCAUCAGGCCCUGACCAGGUCCAAAACCGUUAGCAAUGUCCUUUGUCGCCAUGAACAAGGUGAGAUAUUUGCAGCCGAAGGCUAUGCUCGAUCUACUGGUAAGGUGGGUGUUUGUAUAGCCACCUCUGGACCGGGAGCCACCAAUCUGGUUAGUGGGUUAGCUGAUGCAACGCUUGAUAGUGUUCCUUUAGUCGCCAUUACUGGUCAGGUUCCUCGAAGAAUGAUCGGAACUGAUGCUUUUCAAGAGACCCCUAUUGUCGAGGUAACCAGGUCUAUAACAAAGCACAAUUAUCUUGUUCUUAAUGUCGAUGAUAUACCUAGGAUUGUUAGAGAAGCUUUCUUUUUAGCUUCAUCGGGUCGACCUGGCCCUGUGUUGAUCGAUGUGCCUAAAGACGUUCAGCAACAAAUGGCGGUGCCCGAUUGGUAUCAACCCAUGAAAAUUCAUGGUUAUAUUAACCGGUUGCCAAAAAAUCCCGAACUUUCUCAGCUUGAACAGAUUGUGCGUUUGAUUUUGGGAUCGAAAAGGCCUGUUCUUUAUGUUGGGGGUGGCUGUUUGAAUGCUAGUGAGGAGUUGAGGAGGUUUGUUGCGCUAACUGGGAUACCAGUUGCUAGUACUUUAAUGGGGUUGGGAUCCUAUUCAUGUUCAGAUGAUCUCAGCUUGCGUAUGUUAGGAAUGCAUGGUACUGUUUAUGCAAAUUAUGCUGUUGAUAAAGCUGAUCUUUUGUUAGCUUUUGGGGUUAGAUUUGAUGAUAGAGUGACUGGAAAAUUGGAGGCUUUUGCAAGUAGGGCGAGUAUUGUUCAUGUCGAUAUAGACCCAGCUGAGAUAGGAAAAAACAAGCAACCCCAUGUUUCUCUUUGUGCUGAUAUCAGGCUGGCUUUACGUGGGUUGAAUCAUUUGUUGGAGGAGAGAGAAAGGAGUGCGUCUGAAUCAUUCAUGGAGAGAGAGGGUGGUUUAACGAAUGUCAAGCUCGAUUUCUCGGCUUGGAGAGAGGAAUUGCAAGAGCAGAAGAUGAAGUGGCCUCUGAGCUAUCAGACUUUUGGAGAGGCUAUUCCACCCCAAUAUGCCAUUAAAUUAUUAGAGGAGUUAACGGAGGGAAAGGCCAUUAUAAGCACUGGAGUGGGUCAACACCAAAUGUGGGCUGCUCAAUUUUAUGAUUAUCAAAGGCCAAGGCAAUGGCUAACCUCUGGUGGUUUGGGUGCAAUGGGUUUUGGAUUACCUGCUGCCAUUGGAGCAGCGGUGGGUAACCCUGAUUCGAUUGUAGUCGAUAUUGAUGGUGAUGGUAGUUUCAUGAUGAAUGUUCAAGAACUUGCAACCAUAAGGGUCGAAAACCUCCCUGUAAAGAUGAUGGUUUUGAAUAACCAGCAUUUGGGUAUGGUGGUUCAAUGGGAAGAUCGAUUUUAUAAGGCGAACAGGGCUCAUACUUAUCUUGGAGACCCAUCAAGGGAAUCAGAGAUUUUCCCCAAUUUGUUGAAAUUCGCAGAGGCCUGUGAUAUCCCAGCUGCUCGAGUAACAAAGCUUAAUGAGCUCAAGGCUGCCAUUUCAAAGAUGUUAGAGACCCCUGGGCCUUACUUAUUGGAUGUUGUUGUGCCUCAUCAGGAGCAUGUGCUGCCUAUGAUCCCGAGCGGUGGAGCUUUCAAAGAUAUAAUCACAGAAGGAGAUGGGAGAACUUCAUACUGAGAUUGGAAGCCACUACGGUUUGUGUUUCUUGUAUAUAUAUGCUCAGGAAACUGCAAAGGCAGCUGAUUUAGGAAAUGUGUGUUAAUUAGUUGAGUUAGAUCAUGCUAUGAGUUGGUUUUUAUCGUAUAUCUAUGAACUAUCAUUGUUCUGUUCCUUUGACGUAAGAAUGUUUUAGGGCAUGGUAUAUUCUGAGCUAUUCAGGUAGACCUACAACUUCACGUUUUCGGGAUAUCUAUUGUUAUUGUACUGUAUUGGUGGUUGAAUAUUUAUGAGGUGCUUCAUUUUGUACUCAAACUUGAGCGUGAUAUAUUCAAGACUAAUAUAUAGUUCAUGCGAGCUGUUCGAUUUGUGCUA
Molecule: messenger RNA, 2690 nt
Organism: Amborella trichopoda
Lineage: Eukaryota; Viridiplantae; Streptophyta; Magnoliopsida; Amborellales; Amborellaceae
Product: acetolactate synthase 3, chloroplastic
Biological process (GO): L-valine biosynthetic process
Cellular component (GO): acetolactate synthase complex
Molecular function (GO): acetolactate synthase activity; flavin adenine dinucleotide binding; thiamine pyrophosphate binding
Source: RefSeq, a predicted model, not a curated record